AUGAAACCCCUCCCCAGAACUCGACCGUCGCCGUCCACCGGGGCCGGAGACGGUUGGUCCGAGGAGGCAACAUUCACACUCAUCGACGCAUGGGGCAAACUUUACAAGACGCUUAGUCCUAAAAACUUCCGUCAGUAUCACUGGAAGGAGGUUGCAAAAGCCGUCAACGACAAUCACGGCUUCGUCAGAAAAGCGCGCCGCACUUACGAUCAGUGCAAAAGCCGCAUCAACUCGCUCAAGAAGACAUACACUACCGAGAGAGCUAGGGUUUCUGAUUCCAGCGAUUACGACGACGCAUGGCCGUUUUUCGACAAGAUAAAUUCCAUCAUUGGGGAUCUUUUUCCGGCGAAGAAGCUAUCGUUAUCGCCUCCGUCUGUCACUCCUGUUAAGGCUUCGGCAUGGGCGCUCGCUCCGGUUGGUCGUCGAUCUCGUACGCAGAGUCAGAGCACUCAGAAACGACCUGUGCUGGAAAUAACAUCGCCUUCGGAGAGCUUGGAUGAAUCACGUUUUCACCAGAAUUUAGCUGCCUUUGCUGCAGCUGCUGCUGCAGCCGCGGAAGAAGAGGUUGAUGAAUCAAAUUCCGAUAAUUCGGAUUCAGAUGAGUGGGAGUUGAGCUAUGAGAGCAAGAAGAGGAAGAAGGGAAGAAAUGAUGUGGAAUUAGGGCACAGAGAGGUUGCAAGUGCUGCCGAGAAGUUUAGUGAAAUACAUGAGAGAGUGGACGCAUCAAAGCAGAGAAAAAAUGUGGCUUUGGAGAAACAAAAGAUGCAUUUUUCAAAGGAUUCUCAGAGGAUGCAGCUGCUUAAAACCAACCACUCAAAACACAUGGAUGAUCUGUUAGCUCACUCCCGAAGUGGUUUAGAUACUCUGUCUACCAACAGAAAGCGUAAACGUGGUCCCACACAAAUGAAAAAGUUAGCACCUAUUGAUGGACAAAGGAUACCGAUUGAAUUUGAUCAAUUAACUGGUAAACCGUCGGGGGAAAACAAAACAAAGUUCAAGAGUUAUUUGGGUUUCCUUAGUCGAAGCAAAAUCAGUAUUUUGCCGAAUGAAUGGGAUUCUGUAGAUGAGAACGUGAAGGAUGACAUUUGGACAACCAUCUUGGAAGUAUGGGAUGUUCCUAAUUCUGGGUUCUUACGAAAGAAAUUGAUGUCGUAUGUGGGUGAACGUUGGAGGGGAUUUAAGACUCAUUUGACUUCCAAAUAUGUACAUGGAGAUCAUAGUGAUAAAUCUCCUCUUGAGGUCUAUAGUUUUCUCACUGAAGAAAUAUGGGAGGCAUUUGUUGAAAUGCGAUUAGAUCCUUCCUUUCAGGAGAAAAGAAAGAAAGCGCAAAUCAGUUCGGCUCUAAACAAACACCCUCAUAGAUUGUCUCGUGGGGGAUACGAGUUGCUUCAGGAGAAGAUAAUGCAAGAGAAAUUAAAACAAAAUUAUGAAUCAUUAGGAGAUACGGUAGCUACACCUCCAUCUCCACCAACCCGCCAUGAACAAUGGAAGAAAGCUCGACAAAAUGCAUCAGGAGAUUUCAUAACAGAGGACACACGCAUUAUUGCCGAGAAAAUUGAUUCUCUUGUUGAAAAAACAUCUCAAGGAGCUUUUAUUCCACAAGGACGUAAAGAUAUUUUGGCAGAAGCCAUUGGCCGACCUGAGCACUCUGGUGGUGUUCGUGGUGUUGGUCGUGGUAUCGGUAUUCGACAAUACUUUGGACCACAUUCACGUGAAGCCUCCACUCCACCUGUUUUUAGUAGCCUACAACUAGAGACAAUAAAAGUGGAGCUUACUCAACAAAUUAGAGAGCAAUUGAUGCAGGAUUUGUCAUCUAUGGGUUUCUCUAAGAAUUUCCCAACUUAUUCUCCUAAUACCACUGUGCCUGCAAGCCCGAAAGGUAAUCACUCCAUUGAGCUGCCUAUACCAGAGGAGGAUGAAAUCCCAAAACAAUGUGAACUGUACGUUGAUAAUUUAAUUCAUGCCGUGGCCUUUGGUAAUGUUUACAAGUUAGGGCCCGCCAUACAUAAUCAAAUGCUAGAAAAUGAUAUGGUGAGGGUGGUGGUUAACGAGGUCCUAGAUGCAAAUGUUCCAGUGCCUAUGCCCACAGAUGAAGUGGAAACGGUUGGGCAUGCCCUUAACAAUUUCAUUCAAUGGCCGAAAAGACUUGUGCAGAUUAUAAUUGAUAAGGAUGCUGAUGGUUCUGCGGAAGAGGACCUUUCAGCUAAAAGGUUGGACCCUCUACUAGAUUCCAUUCAACAAUUGGUUUUAAAGGCAAUGUGUAUGUCAGAAUCUAUAAAGCUCGAAUUGGAACAUGAUAGGAUGAAGUUUCUCUGGCUCUCACAGAGAGAUAUUAUGGAAUUGUGUAUGGGUAAACAAGAGUUAUCCAUAACCAUUCUUCGGUUGUGGUUAACGUAUUUGAAUCGCCUUUCUAUUAAUGCGGGUAAGAGUGACUUGUAUGGAUUUAUUGAUCCAUGUUUUAUUCAAAGUCCACAUGAUCCAACUAAAGCUGUUGCCUACGUACAAAAUAAAUUAUAUGAUGAUAAAAAAGAGUGUUAUCUAGCUCCUUAUCACAACAAUCGUCAUUGGCAAUUGCUCGUUAUUUGUCCUAGGAAGAAUCAUGUAGUAUUCCUAUGUUCGAAGGAAAGAAAGCCAGAUAAUAAUAUUAUUCACACUAUAGAUUCUGCUUUGGAUGGAUAUCAUAAGCUGCAAGGUCUUCAAAAGAAGAAGCCAACAUGGAAUGUCCCAGUAUGUCAAAGACAGUCUGGUAUUUAUGAAAGCGGCUACUAUAUUAUGAUACAUAUAUUGAACAUUGUAUCUGAUGGUAUUAUUGAUCCAUGGAAGAAGAAGGUAUUUGGUAAUUCAGAACCAUUCCAUGAGGAUGAACUUAUAAAUGUUCGACAACGUUUUGCUAGUUUUAUUCUUGAGUAUAUUCUAUAA
This is a messenger RNA of Lathyrus sativus (Indian pea), 2919 nucleotides long. The record is from the annotation of a GenBank genome assembly. NCBI's taxonomy places the organism in Eukaryota, Viridiplantae, Streptophyta, Magnoliopsida, Fabales, Fabaceae.